ACAGCAUUUUAAGAGCGAUAUGCAAUAUCACAUUAAGUGGAUAGUUUAACUCUGUGAACGUUAAAUAAUAUAUUUCACCUCUGUUUCUUUAAGACCUUUAACAACCUAUCAGGUUCCAGCAUCAUACCAUUCGUCCAUUUCCUGUUUUGGUUAGCGUCUUUUAGUAGUCCUAAUGACUGUUGAGAAGCGUCUCUAUGUCUUAUUGUCAGCAUUACAUGACAGUUCGUGUCUAGGUAAGACUUGUAAGUGGAUGCGCCCCGUCUUCAACAACUCACUAACACUGUUUAUCUAGGCAUAGAAAAUAGUUUCGCGAUGACAUAAUGCAACAUGGAACUUGGAUGGUUCUCUUUUGCCUCAGUACUGUUGCACUGACGAUUGCUGUAACCCUUCUCUGUUUGAACGAGGAAGGUAAAGUAAAUUACCAAUACUGUACUGGUUUAACAUGUCGCUGUCUUGUAAAUUACAAUCCAUAUAAUAACUCGGUUCCUUUAGGACCCAGCGGAGCACCGACAACUAAUCUCUGUGAUGUAGUACACAUUCUGUCCCUGACGUUUAUGUUGUGGUAUACUCGUGAGAGUAUUGGUGGUGGGGAUCUAUAAUCCGCUUCGGGUUUGCAGGCUAUUCUAAUCUCCUUUGUAUGAACGUGCACUGUCUGAAACAACAUCUGGCUGGUGAAUAUGCGCCAUCUGUGUACAGGUAAACGUUACCUGGUCGUUCUAUCCUUUGUUAAUGAAGCUGUGAAUGUCGAGGUUUUAUACAGGUUGCUGUUGCUGCUAGCUAACUAGUCUUUCACCAGGCGAGUUGCUAACUUUUCCUGGUGUUUUUCCUGACUGCACUGCAUUAUUUAUAUUUAUCUAUAAAUUAAGCAUUAUUGGGCCGCGCGGCUUAUUAUUAUGCUUUUGAAUUCCACACGAGGUUUUCUGUGGUCGGAUGUCGAGACCAGAACCUUGCUUAAAAUAUGGGGCGAGCAGGACAUCCAGACCGCGUUGGACGGAAACUUCCGAAACAGCCAUGUAUACCGCGAUGUCGCCCGAAGGUUAGCGGAGAUGGGGUUCGAAAGGACUCCCGAACAGUGUAGGGUGCGAAUCAAAAGCCUUAAAAGGCAGUUUGUUCUGGCGAAGGAGGGCAACCUUAGGAACAAUGGACAACACCACAAGAUCUGCAAAUUCUAUGAUGCCAUGGAGAGGAUACUGAGCAGCCGGCCCCAGAUUGACCCUCAGGAGCUUCUAGACAGCGGGGUUGUGGGGGAUGAGACCAUGGAUGGGACUGAGGAGGACGAAGAAGACAUAGACCCCCCACAGGACCAAUACUCAGAGAGCACAGGGGAAUGCUCCUACCCAGAGACCCAAGUAAAGCUGGAGUACCCUCCUAUCCCUGUAACAGUGGGAAAUAGCACCGCAGUCAGACAGACGGGCAACAACCAGUCAUCAGGUGGGCCGCCCUCCAGCCGACCCACGCGGCCCAAGAAGCGGCAUGCCGGCCUCCCUCUGGACAGUGUGAUGGAGAGGUUCCUGGAGCAAAGUGCUGAGGCGGAGCAGAGCUUCUACCAGAUGGAGGAGCAGCGUCUGCACGCCGAGGACCGCCGGCGGGAGGCCGAACAUGCCCGCGAGCUGCACAUGCUCCAGGUGCUGGGACAGAUGUUCUCCGGCAUAGCCGCCAGAAACCCUUUUGCCACGGCUGCCGCAAACACGGCGAUGCCUACCGCUCGGAAUACCGCAGAGUUUACGGUGCCGCCAGGCGUUCCCGUGACUGCCGCAGGUCACGUGGCGCGCGGUCGCUCUGGUCACGUCCCGGUUCGAUCGUCUCAGUCCCAUGCUGAGUGGCCCGGCAUCCACAGUCAGCAGCAGUCCAACGCUGGUACACAGCCUCUAGUCAUCGAGCGCUCCUUCUCCCUUGGGUCAGCAGCACGCAGAGGCAUGGAUGAUAUCCUCCCGCUGGUAAAGAGUAUAGUCCCUCCGCUGCUGUCUAAAAAGCACAAAGGUCAAGACGGACGGAUUGGGAUUAUUGGCGGGUGUCAAGAGUAUACAGGAGCUCCGUACUUUGCUGCUAUUUCUGCACUGAAAGUGGGGGCCGACCUGUCGCACGUAUUCUGCACCAAAGACGCGGCAACAGUGAUCAAGUCCUACAGUCCGGAGCUCAUCGUCCACCCUGUGCUGGACAGCCCCAACGCUGUGGAGGAGAUAGAGAAAUGGCUACCCAGGCUCCAUAGCCUGGUGGUGGGCCCGGGACUAGGAAGAGACGAAAUGCUGCUGAAAAAUGCCAAGGAGGUAAUUGAGAAGUCCAAAUCAAGAGAUAUCCCUAUAGUUAUCGACGCAGACGGGCUGUGGCUGGUUGCUCAGCAACCAUCAGUCAUUCAAGGGUAUCAGAAAGGCAUCCUUACUCCCAACUUCAUGGAAUUCACCCGGUUGUAUGAGGCUAUGCACCAUGAGCCUCUGGACAGCAGUGACCAUCAAAGAAGCGCCAUGGAGCUCAGUGUUGCCAUGGGCAACCUGACCAUAGUGCUCAAGGGGGACGAAGACCUCAUCACAGAUGGCAACAAGGUGAUCUUGUGCAGACAGGAGGGAAGCGGGCGACGUUGUGGGGGUCAGGGAGACCUCCUGUCUGGUGCCUUGGGAGUGCUGGCCCACUGGGCAUACACCUCGUCAGCAGACAUGACCAAAAGUGUGAACCCGUCAGUGGUAGCAGCGUUUGGAGCCUGUUCUCUGACCAGACAGUGUAACAGACAAGCCUUCCACAAACUUGGGCGAGCCACCACCACCUCAGACAUGAUCCAGGAGAUCAGCUCUGCUUUCAAAAAACUUUUUGAGAGCUGAGAACAGUAUACAUGGGCAGAAUCCAAGAUACACAGACUAACAUGUACUGUGCAUUCUCUAUAAAAAUGCACAAGUACUAAACACAUAUAUGUUGUACACAACAAACAUGACACUUUCUUCUGAGAAUUGUUUCUACAUAAUACCUGACAUUAGGCAAAGGGCAUAACAGUCAAUGUUAUCAGCUCCUAUCAGAUAUUGUAGCUGUAGCUAGUCUUUGCCUCAGACAGAAAAGCCAAGGCUUUUAAAUCAAGCUCAGACUUUUUGAAUCCAUAUUAAAUACAAGCUAUUGAUUCUGCCUUUUCUUAAUUUUUUUUAGCACGCUUUAGGAAGCGAUCCAGAGCUUCCUGUGAAGCUUCUGCACCUGUGCAAAAUACAAUUUCCACAUGCAUUUAUUCCCAAAACAGUUCCUGUUCCACUCAUACAGAAUAGGAUACACUGGCAAAUCUAUCAAAGUGAUAUCAAAGCUGCAUCAAUGUUGACAAGAUCACAACCACAGAUUAGAAGAUCUGAUAAGUAACAAAAAAGUUGCCAGAUCAAUUCUCAGAAAAUGUUCAACUAAAGAGCCCAAAAAGUAGAUUCCAGCCCUGAAAAUAAUGAGAAAUAUGAGCUUCAACAUAUAGUAUAUUGGUGCUCAAUAAGCGGAAUACUUUUUUUUUGUUACGUUCUCUCUAUUACACUGGAUUCAUAAAGAAAAAAAAAAUAACCAUAAAAUGUUAACCUCAUAGUUUUUGUUUUUCAUUGCAAUAUUCCUUCUCCAGUGUCUCAAUGAGUCUCUAAAAGAUUACUAAAAUUACCUCUUGUUUUUCCAAAAUGUUAACACGAAGCACAUGAUUUAAAGGGGCACAUGUGGGUAAAGUCAGAUUAUUACACACAUUGAUAUUAUCCAACUAUGCAAGUGACAGACUUAACAGUUGGCUACACACUGUGUCGCAUUGAGCAAUAGUUCACCUGGUGUAAUUUAGAGCACGCUUUCCAAACGGUUCAUCCUAUUCCAAAUUGACCCUCCUGCAUUCACUGUCAACCAACAACAUAACACUGCUAGCUGUCACAGAUUCAAUCUCCUGUUUUGUCAAUAACCCUUUACCUUGGACAUAUUAAAAUAUUGUUGGAACUGUAACACCCUCGUGCAACAAUUGUGUCUCCUGUUUUUGUCAACCACCCUUGACAUUGGACAAAUUAAAAUGUGGAUGGAAUUGUUGUAA
Messenger RNA from Esox lucius (northern pike), 4015 nucleotides. It is a transcript of the gene naxd, whose product is annotated as NAD(P)HX dehydratase. Gene Ontology annotation, biological process: metabolite repair. Gene Ontology annotation, molecular function: ATP-dependent NAD(P)H-hydrate dehydratase activity. Bases 894 to 2813 code for a protein of 639 amino acids. The record is from RefSeq and is a predicted model, not a curated record. The transcript is spliced from 11 exons. Lineage: Eukaryota; Metazoa; Chordata; Actinopteri; Esociformes; Esocidae.